GCACGAGUUGUUGCAGUAAGUUACUUAAAUGUUAGACUAGGUAAAGUCCUGUCGCUUAAAUUGUCAAGAUCAAGAUCAAAAUGCAGUCUAAGAUUAAAAUCAAGACUAGUACCCGUUGCAGAUGAAACAAACAGGCAAACCUAUAGGUAGACAGCAGAAUAAAUAAGCAACGAGAAUAAAACUGAGCAGUGAUGACAUUUUGAUUAGAAGGAAUAAUCCAAGUUACAGUUGAAGAUGGGAUCUCUAAACCUGUAUAUUCUGAAGCGACGGAUAAGGAAAUGGUGGAAAUAUCUCGUAGUCCUUAUCUUUCUCCUUGCUGUGUAUUUUGGAGGCUUCUUCCACAUCACUGGAAAUAUAAGUACCACACCUCCUUCAGAGCACUCCAGGAACACCAUGAAGGAGGUCUUUGCUUUACGAAGACAGAUUAGGUUGCUGAAGUCUGUCCUCAAGCAGUAUUCAAUACCUGAGAAAGAAUAUUCAGAUGUUUUGUUGCCAGUCAUAUAUGUCAUCACCCCUACAUAUACACGUCCACAGCAGAAGGCUGAACUCACAAGAUUGAAGUCGGUGUUUCUUCAUGUGCCAGCAUUGCACUGGAUUGUUGUAGAAGAUGCACCCAAGAAAUCUCAGAUGGUAUCCAACUUCCUGGAGUCGUCAGGACUGACUCAUACACAUUUGCAUCAGUCAACACCUCAAGAAUGGAAGCUUAAAGAUUCCGAUCCAAAGUGGCGGAAGCCCCGCGGAGUGCUGCAAAGAAAUGCUGGCAUCAGGUGGCUCAGGAGCAAGUUUGCACAUGAUGCCAAUCCUCGAGGAGUGGUUUACUUUGCAGAUGAUGACAACACUUACAGUGUGGAGCUUUUCCAUGAGAUGCGAGACACACACAAAGUUUCAGUGUGGCCUGUAGCACUGGUGGGUGGGGUGCUGGUGGAGCGGCCAUUGGUAGGAUCCAAUGGCCAGGUCUCGAGCUGGUUGGCUGGGUGGAAGGCUGACCGACCCUUUGCCAUGGAUAUGGCUGGCUUUGCAGUGAACUUGUCUCUUCUGCUAAAUAAGUCUGGUGUUGAGUUCUCCAUUGAUGCUCCUAUUGGAUUUCAAGAAUCAGUGUUCCUAGAAAAACUCAUUACUCAAGAAGAACUGGAACCUAAAGCUGAUCUGUGCACAAAAGUGUAUGUUUGGCACACCAGAACAGAACAACCAGACCUGAAGCAAGAGAUAAGGUUGAACAAGGUAGGGAAACAUACAGAUGAGGGAAUAGAAUUAUGAAACAAUAGUCUUACAGUUAUUAUAUAACUGUUACUGACUGCUUUAGACUUUAUUUAUUUCAGAGAGAAUAUUAAUUCUAAUAUAUAUAUAUAUAUAUAUAUAUAUAUAUAUAUAUAUAUAUAUAUAUAUAUAUAUAUAUAUAUAUAUAUAUAUAUAUAUAUAUAUAUGUAUAUAUACACACACACAAAAAAUAUUACCCAUUUUCUUGUAAUCUGUGAUAGAGGACUCACUUGUCACUCACAUCAAAUACUCAUUCAUCUUUCACGGUUGGAUUGGAUCAUCAUUGAUGUUUUCUUUGUUUUUAAUUAUUAUACAACAGAAUCAUGCAUACAUAAGUCACUGUAAUGUGUGUUAUCUUUGUUGAAACUGGAUCAAAGAAUGACAAGUGUUAGAAGGAAGCCUGAAACAAGAGAAAAAUAUUUUCAUUGUUUCCUUGUAUUCCUGUUAUUUCUCAAUUAAUUUUAAAAAACAUUUAAUCCAUUCAUAUAUAAGAUAAGAGUGUUUUAUGAACUAAUUUGUGAUCACUGAACUCUCAUUUGCAUAUGUGUUGGCUUCCUGAAUUACUUGAGUGAUAAAAUGAGUGUUCUGUGAUCAAAAUAAGAAUGACCUCUGAUCUGACAAUGAUUUACAUCAUUGACCUCACAUUUGUGUAUCAGAUGAAGCUUCCAAAGAGCUUGACAUCUCAACCAUCAGAUUUGAAGUUAUGAUGGCAAAAUUUAUACUCUCCAUCAUUAAGUCUAUGGGAAAUUAGCUAUCAUAAAUAUUUAAUCAAUAGUUGAAAAUUUUAGUUGGUGUGAAAUUUAUAUUUACUCAUCUUUGCCCAGAUUCUUUCCUUGCCUUCAGAAUUUCAAGAUCAGGGACUUGUGAACUAGGCACUUCAUCCUUCAUAUAUCCCUAUAAAAAGAAAUCAAAGGAGGAGGAUAUGUAUUUGGUGGAUGUGGUUGUCAAGAUCAUCAGUUUGGGAAGGUUCACAUUCUCUUCAAGAAGUAAAGGACAACUAAAACCCAGUGUAAUGGUGGACAUUUUAUUGGAAAACAACCCAAACUUGAAACUGCAUAUUGAGCUCCAACAUGUACAGAUAAAGGUUUGCUUAAGUUGAAGCUUCAGCUCAGCAAACUAAUAGAUUGGGAGAGAUCAGCCAACACUGGCUACAACAUUUACCUGACAUUAACUCCUUGGAUUUCCUUUUAUUGGUAUGAUUAAAAAAACAAAGAGCACAGUUUAGCAGUUCAUGAUCUUAGAACCAUGACAGCAAGGAUAAUAGUAGAUAUUCUCCAAGAAAUGAAUGGGGCACAUUUUCUCAAGUGAUGGAAAAAUUGAGAUAAGAUAUAAUCUGUAUAAAAUUUCAUGUUUAUUUCUACAAUUUGUUUUAUGUAAUAAAUGUUUGUAAUCAGGGAA
Molecule: messenger RNA, 2655 nt
Organism: Scylla paramamosain (green mud crab)
Lineage: Eukaryota; Metazoa; Arthropoda; Malacostraca; Decapoda; Portunidae
Gene: GlcAT-I
Product: galactosylgalactosylxylosylprotein 3-beta-glucuronosyltransferase 2-like
Exons: 8
Coding region: 235-1257 (340 amino acids)
Biological process (GO): carbohydrate metabolic process; chondroitin sulfate proteoglycan biosynthetic process
Cellular component (GO): Golgi membrane
Molecular function (GO): galactosylgalactosylxylosylprotein 3-beta-glucuronosyltransferase activity
Source: RefSeq, a predicted model, not a curated record